Messenger RNA from Octopus bimaculoides (California two-spot octopus), 3065 nucleotides. Its product is annotated as monocarboxylate transporter 12. Gene Ontology annotation, molecular function: monocarboxylic acid transmembrane transporter activity. NCBI's taxonomy places the organism in Eukaryota, Metazoa, Mollusca, Cephalopoda, Octopoda, Octopodidae. The record is from RefSeq and is a predicted model, not a curated record. Gene Ontology annotation, biological process: monocarboxylic acid transport; transmembrane transport.
AAAUGGCAGCUAUCGGGACAGGAUCGUUUAAAAUGCCUGGCAGGCAGCUAUCGGGAUAGGAUCGUUUAAAAUGCCUGGCAGGCAGCUAUCGGGAUAGGAUCGGUUAAAAUGCCUGGCAGUAUUUAGCGACUUCUUUUCAGAUUCUCACUUGAAAUCCCACUGGGGGUAACUCUGCUUUUCAUCAUUACGGUGUCGGUAAAAUAAAGUAUCAGUCAAAUAUUGGGGUUGAUUUAAUUGCCUGUACUGCCCCUAAAAUCCAUAGCCUUGUGCUGUGAUAGAAACGGUACGUACCAGAGAAUUCGAACUAUUGAAGGAAGUGAUACCACAAUUAACAUAUGGGAUAGUACUUGCUUCCACUGUUUCGUACAAUUUAACAAAGCAGUUAGUCUGUAUUUUGGAAUAUGAAAGACAAAACGAAGAAAGAAAAUAAAGAGAAAUAUGUAGAAGAUGAUGCUCUUUCUUACUAUUCUGAAUAUGAAAUUCCUGAUGGAGGCUGGGGAUGGAUGGUUGUCCUGGGUUCAUUUUUUGUGCAUGUCAUUGCAGAUGGCAUCACAUACUCACUUGGCAUAUUCUACUCAAAAUGGGUGGAUUAUUUCCAAACUGAUAAAGCUACAAUGGCAUGGGUUGGCUCCUUGGUUCCAGCAAUGACAUACUUAACAGGUCCCAUUGCCGGAGCUCUGACUAAUGUGUAUGGAUGUCGCAGAGUAGCUGUUGUUGGAAGCUUACUCACCACAUUUGGUUUUAUCAUUAGCAUAUUUGUCAAUAAUGUAUACUUUCUUUAUUUCUCCUUUGGUAUUCUGGGAGGUAUUGGUAUGGGACUUAUUUAUCUCCCUGCCAUUGUGUGUGUUGGGUUCUAUUUUGAAAAAAGAAGGUCUUUUGCAACUGGAUUAGCUGUUUGUGGAGCUGGUAUUGGAACAUUUAUAUUUGCUCCAUUAUCUCAAUUUCUGUUGGAAUUUUAUGGCUGGAAAGGUGCUGUUCUGAUAAGUGCAGGUCUUAUUUUGAACUGCAUUUUAUGUGGAGCUUUAUUCAAGCCUCUGCCUAAAACCAAAAUACCAAAAGAAACUAUAUCACCUGUUUCUGAAAAAACAUUCCAAAAUGGAAAUAUAAAGAAAAGAAAAGAACUUUCUGUUACUCCAGAUGAAAUAGUAAAUUUAACAAAAAGUGAAAAUAAUUUGGCCACAAGAAAGCUGAGUAUAGAUUCUCGUCAUUCCCAAUAUUCUGUUGGAGGAACCAGGUCUCGCAUAUCCAGACGCUCCUUUAGUGGAAGUAGUUUAUUAAAUGUUUCAGUUUUCCAAAGCCAUGCUUCAGUGAUCUCAAUGAGUGUCCUCUCACUCCAUGAACAAGGUCAGCCAAGUGGAGGAUGCUGGAAAGAAACAAAAACUAUAUUUCAGCAGACUUUGAACCCUGUAUUAUUGACAGACCCAAUCUUUGUUAUCUUCCUUAUCUCAAAUUUCUUCAUUUCUGUUGGAUAUAUAGUGCCUUACAUUUAUAUACCAGACUAUGCAUUAGAAAAAAAUUUAAACCCUAACAAUGCUGCCAUGCUUGUAUCAGUAAUAGGUGUAUCAAAUACAUUUGGUCGAGUUGUAUUCGGCUAUCUCUCUGAUAACCCACGAAUUAACCGGAUUAUAUUAUAUGCAACCUCCUUAGUGAUUUGUGGAAUUGGUACCUUGGUGUUCCCAUUCCUUGAAAUUUAUCCUUUACAAAUCUUUUAUUCUGUGAUAUUUGGAAUAUUUACAGGUGUAUUUAUUUCAAUUACAUCUGUUGUUCUUGUUGAUUUACUUGGUCUUGAGAACUUGACAAAUUCCUUUGGAUUGACUCUCUUGAUUCAAGGUAUUGCUACAUUAAUAGGACCACCCUUUGCAGGAUGGCUGUAUGAUGAAACAAAGAACUACGACUUCUCUUUUUACCUAGCUGGAAUUACAUUGGCUGGGGGUGGUCUUUUGUUAUAUAUUAUACCAUUUUUAAAACGAUACCAAAAGAAAAAGCAACAUGUGAUUACUGAACUAACGUCAGAUGCACCGACAAUGAACAGUACACCACCACAAAUUGUUGUUAGUUUGACAGAUAUUGAUUCUAAUCAUGAAGAAUUGUGAUCAUUUUACAGAUAUGACUAAUUUUAUAAUUAAGUCAUUCAUUAAGUUAGUCCUACUAAAGCAGGAAAUAUUUCUCAGGUCAUGCAAGAAAACUUUAUCAAUUUAUAUUCACCAAACAUUAAUUUUAAUCAUGGAGUUUCUCAUAUUUUGCUAUCAACACAUUAUUCAUUUAGCUCAGAGUCUUUUGUAUGAUAUGAUUCUACAUAUGUUUAUGUAAAUAUACCACUCUAUAUAUAUAUUUAUAAACAUAUGUGUAAGAUAAGUUUUAUGAAAGCCAAAUAUCUUGUUGUGUAAAUACAGGCACACACACACACACACAUACACACACACACACACACACAUACACACACACGCACGCACACACACACACAUGCAUAUACUUAUAUAAAUAUAUACGUGAGUGUCAAAACAUUUAAACAUGUCUGUAGAGAUGGUGAAUUGGCAGGGUUGUUCAGGCAUUGGAUGAAAUACCUUAUGGUAUUUAUUCUAGCACCUUACAAUCUGAGCUGACACCUUGCUGAGACCAUCUUUAGUUUUCAUUCUUCCAGGGUUAAUAAUUAUAGAACUAUUCAAGAAUCAUGGAUUAUCAGAACUAUUAGAUCAUCAGACCUUGUGGUAUUUUUUUUUUUAAUUGUUGAGUUCUGAGUUCAAAUCUUGCCAUGGCCUACAUAGAUGGUACAAUUAAUAUGUCAUCCAAUUCAACAAUACCACCACUGGGUCCUUGUGUGCCUUUAGCAGAGUCUGCCACUCUGUUGCAAGCAUUUAGAUCAGGUCUCUCAUUUGAAGAAGUCUUCCCCAUUCCCACCAGUCUAGGAGGCUCUGAAAAGGGUCAUAGGUACUGCUCGUCAUCCCGAGUAAGCAAUAUAUAGAUAUAUAUACAUAUAUAUAUGUAAAUAUAUGUAUGUAUAUGUGUAUGUGUGUGUGUGUGUGUAUGUGUAUAUAUAUAUAUAUAUAUAUAUAUAUAUAUAUAUA